Messenger RNA from Aethina tumida (small hive beetle), 869 nucleotides. Its product is annotated as transformer-2 sex-determining protein. Gene Ontology annotation, biological process: positive regulation of mRNA splicing, via spliceosome. Gene Ontology annotation, molecular function: RNA binding. The transcript is spliced from 6 exons. Gene Ontology annotation, cellular component: spliceosomal complex. Lineage: Eukaryota; Metazoa; Arthropoda; Insecta; Coleoptera; Nitidulidae. The record is from RefSeq and is a predicted model, not a curated record. The coding region runs from base 119 to 667 and encodes 182 amino acids.
AAUAAAAUUUAAAAUAAAAAUUUAUAUUAUCUGUUCAAUGAUUUGAUUGUUGAUUAAUGAAGAUUAAAUAGGUUUCUAUUUUAUAAUAAAACGCCCCAAUGGAAAAACUGAAAACAAAAUGGUUCGUGACAGAAGAGAUGAUGAACCGAGGUCGAGCAGGGGCAGGAGUCCCAGACCUCAUGUCCGCAAAUCGGACAGGAACGAACAUGACACGGACAGACGGCGAAGGCCCGAACGAAGUGACAGGCCUCGUUACGAUGCGGUAAGAGAGAAUCCGAAACCGUCAAGGUGUCUGGGUGUCUUUGGCCUUUCCCAGUACACAACUGAAGAGGAAAUUUACCAGAUGAUGAACAGAUAUGGAUCAGUCGAGAGUGUCCAAAUGGUUAUUGACAGUAAGUCUGGCAGAUCUAGGGGGUUUUGUUUUGUGUAUUUUACUGAGCUAAGAGAUGCCGAAGUGGCUAAAGAAAAAUGUUCUGGUGUGGAGAUUGAGGGAAAGAAAAUUAGGGUCGAUUUUUCAUUAACAGAAAGGCCACACACUCCUACACCAGGAGUCUAUAUGGGCAAUAGAUCCAGAAGUUAUGAGAGAAACUAUAGAUCUAGACAGUCACAUCAUAGGAGAAGGGGCCAUGAACGUUCUAGAUCUAGAAGUUAUUCACCUCGACGUUAAGGACUGAUCUUGUUGCAACUCAGUACUAUUUAGAUUAAGUACAAUUCAAAUAGUUUUUGAUAAACUACUUUAGUUUGGUUUGAAAAGUACAAAUUAAUCGUUACGUUACUAAUUAUAUUUUUAAUUUUGUAUUAUUAAUUAAUUAUAAUUACAAAAUGUUGUUUUAGUUUGUUUUUUAUAUUUAAAAUAAUCUUGAAAAGUA